This is a messenger RNA of Lodderomyces oxycetoniae, 1731 nucleotides long. RefSeq names its product mRNA splicing protein. The transcript has a single exon. Gene Ontology annotation, cellular component: catalytic step 2 spliceosome. The record is from RefSeq and is a predicted model, not a curated record. Gene Ontology annotation, molecular function: RNA helicase activity; RNA binding; ATP binding. Lineage: Eukaryota; Fungi; Ascomycota; Pichiomycetes; Serinales; Debaryomycetaceae. Gene Ontology annotation, biological process: mRNA splicing, via spliceosome. The coding region runs from base 1 to 1731 and encodes 576 amino acids.
AUGUCAAAACGACCAAUCUCAAUUAAUGAUCUUCUCAAACAAGACGUUAUUACUCCCAAGUAUGUUCAUAAAUCCAAAAGGGUGAAACUUGAAAAGAAUAAGUAUAUACCAUCACCGAAACCGGAGUCGAAACUGGAAUUGGAACCGGUGAAUGCAGUAUCUGAAUCUGUAUCUAGUCUGAGUAAGGCAUUGAAGGUUUCAACAAUUCCUACUCCGCAAGCGUCAAAGCAACCUGGUCAAUUACGAUCAAGAAAGUUUCAGUUUGACUGGGACGAAACAGAGGACACGACAAGGAAUGAAUUGUCGCGACUUGGCGAUCAAGAUGAUGAUGAUGAUGGUGUUUUUUAUGAUCCAUUACUCAAAGAUGAUGCUAAUACGCAUUGGAAACUGAAAAAGCUAGCACAAAUGACUGACAGAGAUUGGCGGAUAUUUAAUGAAGAUUACGGGAUAAUUACAAAAGGGAAAAAUAUACCUCAUGGUGCCAGAUACUGGAAUGAAAGUGGGCUAAGUUUGGAGCUUGUUAGUAUUAUUGAGAAAUUUGGAUUUGUUGAGCCUACACCUGUUCAACGAGCAAGUAUUCCAAUAAGUCUACAACAAAGGGAUAUGGUUGGUGUAGCGGAAACGGGUAGUGGUAAAACUUUGGCGUUUCUAUUACCAAUUUUCCAUUACUUGCAGAAUAUUGAUUUGAACUAUAUAAAAUAUGAAAAAAUUAAGAAUGAACCAUUGGCUUUGAUUUUGGCACCUACUAGAGAAUUGGCAUUACAAAUUGCAAAAGAAGCAGAAAAGUUUUGUUGUAAAUUAGGGUACAAUGUUAUGUCAAUAAUAGGAGGUCGGCAGUACCAGGAUACGAUAAAUGAAAUUGAUUCAAGUUCAGGCAGAGGUAUACACAUUGUAGUAGGUACCCCAGGGAGAUUAUUAGAUUCAAUUGAUCGUAAAAUGUUGAAUUUUGGUAAAUGCUACUAUCUAGUAAUGGACGAAGCUGAUAGAAUGAUUGAUAUGGGGUUUGAAAAAGACUUGAAUAAAUUAAUCAACCAAUUACCAAAGAGUGAAAAUUUGGUAAAUAGCAUUGAUGGCAGGCUAUUCCAUUUGGAGAAAAGAUUGACCAUGAUGUACACGGCUACGAUCUCACCACCUAUUGAGAAAAUCACCAAGAGUUAUCUAGUUGACCCUGCAUAUGUUUACAUUGGCGGUGCGGGUGAAGCAUUGGAUAACAUUGACCAGAAGUUUGAUUAUCUUGGAUCACCAAAAACUGAAAGCAUUAAAGUGAGCAAACUAUUAAAAGUUAUUCAACAGCACAACAGAAGCGUUCGUCAGCCCUUGAUUAUUAUAUUUGCCAAUUUCAAACAUGUUUGUGAAGCAUUAUCUCAGGAACUCGAGAAUAAUAAUUUGCACAAUGUUGUAAUCCAUGGAUCCAAAUCUCAACAAAUGAGAGAAGAAGCACUCGAGGAGUUUAAACGAUAUGAAUCUCCUAUAUUAAUAGCCACGGAUGUUGCAGCUAGAGGUAUUGAUGUGCCUAAUGUGAGUCUUGUUAUAAAUUACCAAAUGUGUUCUAAAUUUGACGAAUAUAUUCAUAGGAUUGGAAGAACUGGGAGAGCCGGGAACUAUGGUGAAAGCUUUACAUUUCUAGAUGAUAACGAUUCAAAUAUAUUCAUACCACUUAAGAAAUUUUUGAAAAAAGGAGGUAAGAAAUUGCCUGAAUGGUUGUAUAGAUAUAGCAUUAGUUCAGUUUAA